AGAAGAUAGAAAAAUAGAUAACACGUUUAACAGCAAACAACAAACUCAACCCCACUGCAGAACAACACUCUCUCUCCUUUCCUCUGCUUCAUCUGAAAAUCCUAAAUCAAAAACUUAGAUGCUAUAAAAAUGGGGUUUUGUUCAACUUCAACUGUUCCACAAACAUCACUAUCCAAUUCUCAAUCUUCAACAUUCUUCACAUACUUAAAACCAUGCCCAAUUCUAUCCUCCACAUAUUUAAGGCCAAAACGGUUAAAAUUUCGCCUCAGAAUAAAUGCCACUGCAACUAUUGAUUCUCCUAAUGGCGCUGUUGCAGUAGUAGAACCUGAAAAGCAACCUGAGAAAAUUUCUUUUGGUAGACAGUAUUUUCCUCUAGCUGCUGUUAUUGGACAGGAUGCUAUUAAAACUGCUCUUUUACUUGGGGCCAUUGACCGUGAGAUAGGAGGAAUUGCAAUAUCUGGGAAGCGUGGAACAGCGAAAACUGUAAUGGCACGUGGGUUGCAUGCUAUUCUGCCACCAAUUGAAGUAGUUGUUGGCUCAAUGGCAAAUGCUGAUCCGAACUGUCCCGAUGAGUGGGAAGACGGGCUAGCUGACAGAGCAGAAUAUGGGUCUGAUGGUAAUAUCAACACCCAGAUAGUUAAAUCUCCAUUUGUUCAGAUUCCCCUUGGUGUCACAGAAGAUAGAUUGAUUGGCUCUGUUGAUGUCGAGGAGUCCGUGAAAUCUGGAACCACUGUCUUUCAACCAGGCCUCCUUGCAGAAGCUCAUCGAGGAGUUCUAUAUGUUGAUGAGAUCAAUCUAUUAGAUGAAGGUAUAAGUAACCUACUUCUGAAUGUAUUGACUGAGGGAGUCAAUAUUGUAGAAAGAGAGGGAAUCAGCUUUCGCCAUCCAUGCAAACCACUACUAAUUGCUACAUAUAACCCUGAAGAGGGUGCGGUUCGUGAGCAUCUGCUAGACCGUAUUGCGAUUAAUUUAAGUGCAGAUCUUCCAAUGAGUUUUGACGAUCGUGUUGCAGCUGUUGACAUAGCAACACGUUUUCAGGAGUGUAGCAAUGAGGUUUUUAAAAUGGUGGAUGAAGAAACAGACAAUGCAAAAACCCAGAUAAUAUUGGCGAGGGAGUAUUUAAAGGAUGUCACAAUCAGUAGAGAUCAACUAAAAUACUUGGUCAUGGAAGCAAUUCGUGGUGGCUGCCAGGGGCACCGAGCUGAACUUUAUGCUGCUCGUGUAGCCAAAUGCUUAGCUGCCAUCGAUGGACGUGAAAAAGUUGGUGUUGAUGAGCUGAAAAAAGCUGUAGAGCUUGUCAUCCUCCCACGUUCAACUAUAGUUGAAAAC
Molecule: messenger RNA, 1329 nt
Organism: Nicotiana tabacum (common tobacco)
Lineage: Eukaryota; Viridiplantae; Streptophyta; Magnoliopsida; Solanales; Solanaceae
Source: RefSeq, a predicted model, not a curated record